GCUUCCUCCGGAGAGAUGAGGCGGAAAGAGAAGAGGCUGCUGCAGUUCGCCGGGCUGCUCAUAGCUGCUCUUCUUUUCCUCCCUAACGUCGGGCUGUGGUCUCUGUACCGGGACCGAGUGUUUGACAACUCACCCAGUUCGGUGGAUGGUCCGGGCGGCAUACUGUCUAUGCAGGGGUUGAACCAGGUGAGGCGAGUCGCUCAGCUGGGUCUGGAUGGAGUGAGGCGGAUAGACUGGCACGACUACGAGGCAAUGAGGAGAGAUGCUGCGCGAUCAGGUAAUGGUGAGCAGGGGAAGCCGUUUCCUCUCAAAGAAACCGACCGGGUCGACCAGGCCUACCGUGAAAACGGCUUCAACAUUUAUGUCAGCGACAGAAUCUCCCUCAACCGCUCCAUCCCUGACAUCCGCCAUGCAAACUGCAAACAGAAGCUGUAUGCAGAAAAGCUUCCGAACACCAGCAUCAUCAUCCCGUUCCACAACGAGGGCUGGUCGUCUCUGCUGAGGACGGUUCACAGCGUGCUCAACCGCACUCCUCCACAGCUCAUCGCAGAGAUCAUCCUGGUCGACGACUUCAGCGACAAAGAGCACCUAAAAGUGGCGCUGGAGGAGUACAUGACGCGGAUGCCGAAGGUUCGUAUCCUGAGGACCAAGAAGAGGGAGGGUCUGAUCAGGACUCGCCUGCUGGGAGCUGGAGCCGCCAAAGGAGAAGUCAUCACCUUCCUGGACUCUCACUGUGAGGCCAACGUCAACUGGCUGCCUCCACUGCUGGACCGGAUCGCCCAGAACAGGAAGACCAUCGUGUGUCCGAUGAUCGAUGUGAUUGACCACGACAACUUUGGCUACGACACACAGGUGGGAGACGCCAUGAGAGGAGCGUUCGACUGGGAGAUGUACUACAAACGGAUACCCAUCCCUCCAGAGCUGCAGAGAGACGACCCCAGCGAACCCUUUGAGUCACCGGUGAUGGCAGGCGGACUGUUUGCCGUGGACAGGAAGUGGUUCUGGGAGCUGGGAGGAUACGACACAGGUCUGGAGAUCUGGGGAGGAGAACAGUAUGAGAUCUCCUUCAAGGUGUGGAUGUGUGGUGGCAGGAUGGAGGACAUCCCUUGUUCCAGGGUCGGACACAUCUACAGGAAGUACGUCCCCUACAAGGUCCCAGGUGGGAUCAGCUUGGCAAAGAACCUAAAGCGAGUAGCGGAGGUGUGGAUGGACGAGUAUGCUGAAUUCGUCUACCAGCGUCGGCCCGAGUACCGCCACCUGUCAGCCGGAGACAUGACAGCCCAGAAGGAGCUGAGGAGCCACCUAAACUGUAAAAAUUUCAAGUGGUUCAUGAGUGAGGUGGCCUGGGAUCUGCCCAAACACUACCCACCGGUGGAGCCUCCUGCUGCAGCCUGGGGAGAGAUACAAAACGUGGGUAGCGGGAUGUGCAUGGAGAUCAAACACUUUGUGUCUGGGAGUCCAAUCCGCAUGGAGAGCUGUGUGAAGUCGCGAGGCGAGGUGGGCUGGAGUCAUGGACAGGUGUUAACGUUUGGUUGGAGGGAGGACAUCCGGGUGGGUGACCCCAUGCACACGAGGAAGGUCUGCUUCGAUGCUGUCUCCCACAGCAGCCCGGUCACCCUGUACGACUGUCACGGGAUGAAGGGGAACCAGCUGUGGCGCUACAGAAAGGAUAAGAGUCUGUAUCACCCGGUCAGUAACAGCUGUAUUGACUGCAGCCCGAGCGGGCGGCGAGUCUUCAUGAACUCCUGUGACCCGUCCUCCCCCACCCAGCAGUGGCUGUUUGAGAAAACAAACGCCACCGUGCUGGAGCACUUCAACCGAGGCACCAACUGAAGCCACUGAGAGAUAAGAGUGGAACUAAAUGUGAAUAAUGUGCUGCUUCAGCAUCAUUCCCGUUGGAAAGGCAAAGAUCUGGUGCACCAACCGAGAGCUGAAGAGAUGGUCAGACCACACGCAACAAUAUCUAGAUUACAGUCAUACAGAACAAGCUUCUGAUGAGGAAGGAGGAUGGGAGAGUCUCGGUAAAACCUGAUCAUCCUACAACAACCCCCCCAAAAUGCUCUGAAGGACUGAAGUUUGGACAUAAAACGUGUCGCAGAGAGGAAACUUUGUGAAGAUGUCUUUCAUUGAAAGCUUCAACCUGUCAAACACAGACUCUCCUGGAUCAAAUAGAAUGUCAAUUCUUUGCUUAUUUCUUACCUUUCCCUUUUUAAUAGUUGCCUUAACAUUUCCAUCAAUAGAAAUACCAGCGCCUUUGUGCAAAAAGGUACCAAAACAGCGUAGGGUAGCAUAUGUGGAAUUUUUGCAAAGUUAUAACUCUGUGGAAACUAAAGAAAAUGCCUGAGAACUUUCAACAAGUACUCCUGCACAGUGUGCAGGCUUACAGCAAGAAUAUGCCUUUUAUCAAUGGAACAUCACUUGUACAUAUUGAAAGUACAAAUAUUUAUUUUUCUACUGACUAAUAAAGUAUACAAUACAAAAGUU
Molecule: messenger RNA, 2484 nt
Organism: Notolabrus celidotus (New Zealand spotty)
Lineage: Eukaryota; Metazoa; Chordata; Actinopteri; Labriformes; Labridae
Product: polypeptide N-acetylgalactosaminyltransferase 10-like
Exons: 14
Coding region: 16-1833 (605 amino acids)
Cellular component (GO): Golgi apparatus
Source: RefSeq, a predicted model, not a curated record